This is a messenger RNA of Thalassophryne amazonica, 1367 nucleotides long. It is a transcript of the gene ifngr1l, whose product is annotated as interferon gamma receptor 1-like. Gene Ontology annotation, molecular function: protein binding. The record is from RefSeq and is a predicted model, not a curated record. NCBI's taxonomy places the organism in Eukaryota, Metazoa, Chordata, Actinopteri, Batrachoidiformes, Batrachoididae.
GUUAGUUACAAGAAGCACCGCUGCAGCCUGUAACGUUCUAUUGUUUUCUUGUCGGCGUUUAAAACAGGGAGAAGUGUCAGAAAAGCAUGAAGAUUCUCAGAAACGACUUGGUUUCCCUUUGCCUGGUUCUGAUAAGGAUCGCGGACGUAGCGGCUUAUCUGCUGCCGCCAACAAAUGUGACUCUGCUCUGUCACAACUUAACAAACAUCCUGCAGUGGAAGUAUGACAAAGCUGCUGCUGAUCUGAAGUUCAGAGUUGAUAUUUCCAGCAUAUCAAGCCCUCCUGAACAUCCACGUUUUGCAAAUUCAUCAACUCUGCAAAUUGAUCUUUCAUCUAUAAGUGAUCCAUUUGGCGAGUAUGUUGUCACUGUGACGGCUGUGAAAGGACAGAAUGAGUCCGAGACCAGCCCUCCUGAUGGACUGCAAUUCAGUUAUCUCAAGGACUCCCAAGCAGAACAGAAAUGCUUUGUGGACUUCCCAUCCGUAAAUGUCACAGCCAUACCAGACGAUAAUGUCGAAUUCAGCUUCCACCAUCCAUGGCUGUUGUACCAUAAGUUCUACCAAAAUGGGAAGAAGAAAAAGAACAAUGCAUUAAUCAGGGACUUACCUGUAUUUAGCUACAAUGUUGUGGUUAUCAACCAGAUGGAACGCCACCACAGCUUCCGCUGUAAGCAGAGCAUGUGCAAACACACGGUUCCAGUAGAUGGCUCGCAGAAGAAUCACUGUUUGAAGGUCAGCGGAGAGCUGGAGAACAUCGAUGUGCGAGCCACACAGGUUUAUUGCAGCCUGCCACAUCAGGAAACCGAUUUCACUCCACUCUACGUUGUGCUUGGUCUGCUGAUCCUUGCUGUCUUUGCACUCGUUCUCUUCAUGGUCUAUCGAAAAAUGACACGGACCCACACACCUUUACCUCUUCCAUGGUGGUGUACCUUUACUACAAAUGACUUCCAAGAUGAUGAUGAGAUGAUGAUAGUGCCUGAAGUCACUCCUACAUCACCCACACAACUCCCUGACACAGAUGUGAGUGAACCAACACUUGAAGGCACUCAGCCUGACUUCCGAGCACCCAUCGGGGUAGGGAUCCACCAGGGGAAUGAGCUCCUGACAAGGAGGGUAAGGCGUGCAGGGGAUGCGGAAUAUAUGCCAGGCGGUCGUCUAGUACGAGAUGACGUCGGUCAGGAGGUCUCACCUUAUGAGAGCCGUCCGGUGUUGGUUGAGAUGGCACCUGAAGACUUGGCUCAAGGCUAUCGUGACUGAAACAUUUCAAUGAAACUCCGCGAACUGGUGUCUGUGCAUGUAGCGCACUGAAUGGUCUGGCUUUCUGACGUUAGUGCAAAUAAGGCACUCUGUAAUAAAGUCAAGAUGUCU